AACUUACCAGCAAUAACCCCACCCACAUAAAACCCUAGCCGGCGUUUACCAGCCAUCACACACACACAGAGACCAUACAUACAUACAUCGAGAUGACGGAGCUGAAGCUCCUAGUUGCCUCCGAUGAGACGGCGCCGUUGUCCCUGCUUGCGGUGGCAGGCCUUAGCGCUGUUCCCCUCACCGUCCACCCGAACCCCAUUCUCACGCCGCCGGUCCUUGUUCUAACCAACGGGACGAAGUUACGUGGAGUCAAUGUACUUGUUCGAUAUCUUGGUCGUACAUCAACAACUAUUCCCAGCUUGUACCAGCGAGAUGCCUUGGAAACUGCGCAGAUUGAUGAAUAUGAAGAGUAUGCGUCCAUCUUUUCUAUUGGUUCUGAAUAUGAAGGAGCAUGCAAGUAUGUUGAUGGUUAUUUGCUGCACCACACUUUUUUGGUUGGUCAAAGUUUAUCGGUUGCAGAUAUCGUUGUCUGGUCAUAUCUUGCAGGUCGUUAGAUUCUUGAAUGUGGAACUUGCUGUCUGGAACUGCUGGAGUGGUCAUGGGUCAAGAAACUUGCAAACAUAUGUCAAGACCAUUGGUUUUCAUGAAUUUACCUUUGAACAUUGAACAAUGUUUUACUUUUUGGCUUCUGCUGAACAUGCUAAACUUUAAGUUAUGUUUUGAGAAUAAUUUUGUGACACUCUAGGUUUUUCCGAACGAACACCUUGUAAUAUUUUGUGUAUAUAAAUAUUAUUAAAUAAAAACGUGACCUUUGUGCA
Helianthus annuus (common sunflower) is the source of this 758-nucleotide messenger RNA. Its product is annotated as glutamate--tRNA ligase, cytoplasmic. The transcript is spliced from 4 exons. NCBI's taxonomy places the organism in Eukaryota, Viridiplantae, Streptophyta, Magnoliopsida, Asterales, Asteraceae. Bases 93 to 494 code for a protein of 133 amino acids. The record is from RefSeq and is a predicted model, not a curated record.